Capsaspora owczarzaki ATCC 30864 is the source of this 3412-nucleotide messenger RNA. RefSeq lists its product as hypothetical. Bases 5 to 3313 code for a protein of 1102 amino acids. Gene Ontology annotation, biological process: DNA repair; DNA-templated DNA replication; mitotic cell cycle. Gene Ontology annotation, molecular function: chromatin binding; protein binding. Gene Ontology annotation, cellular component: nuclear replication fork. The record is from RefSeq and is a predicted model, not a curated record. Lineage: Eukaryota; Filasterea; Ministeriida; Capsasporidae. The transcript is spliced from 12 exons.
UACAAUGCAAACGCAACUGCCCGUUCCCAAGUUUGCGCAUGUUCGCGGGACGACGGACAUUGCGUUCCACUCCAGUGGGAAGAUCAUUACGUGCGGAGCUGCGGACGCGUCCAUUCGCAUUUUUGAUCCCAACGCGGAGGCUCCCGUGGACCUGGACAACAGCGCCAAUCUCGAGCCCGUCUGCUUGGCAGUCAAUGGUGACGCGAUCGUUGUCGGCACAUUGCAAAUGUCCAUUACACAAUUCAGCUCGGAGACACGCCGUUUCGCACGGACGCUGUUCCGCCACGGCUCCGAGGUCCGCUCGAUCUCGCUCAGUGGGGAUGGCAGCUCCAUUGCAGCUUGCUUCAACUUCGCCGAAAACGUGUACAUCAUCGACAUGCACGACCCAUCCAAGCUCAAGGCGCUGCGUGGACACACUGACGCCGUUCGUAGCGUUGCCUACGACCCGAUUGGAACUUAUUUGGCUUCUGCCAGCUGUGACGGAACCGUCAAGAUUUGGAACGUCGAAAAGGAAGAGUGCGUCCGCAGUGCCAAGGCGUUGAAGGCCACUCGUGAUGUUCAUGUAAACGAUCGAUGCCGCUUGGCUUGGCGCCACGACGGGCGUUUCUUGGCGCUUCCCACUGGCAGCAUGGUUUCUAUUCUAGAGCGUGAUGCAUGGUCCGUUGCCUUCCAUCUCAAGGACGAAACAUACACGGAGCCAAUCUCGAUCGUCAGCUGGUCGAGCAACCCCCGCAUUUUGGCCAGCGUCAGCCUCGAUGGCCAAAUCCUCGUGUGGGAUGUCGACAAGCGCCACCAGAUUGCUCGCUUCAAAUCAGACCAGCCACUCCUUGGCAUUGCUUGGCACCCGACCGAUAUGACCAUUGCCAUGAUCGACGCCGCUGGCCGCUACACUGUCUGGACGGAUGUUUUGCAAUCGUUUGGAUCGGUGGCACCAGCUGCCCCGCAAGAAACAACGCUGCCGUUCUCUCUGGAUGGGCUGGAGGUCAAGAAGCCCGAGCCCGAGCCCGAAAAGAAGAAGAAGUCCCACAAGCACCGCCGUACCGUCGGAAGUGACGAUGAAGAAGGAGAAAUUGGCGAGGAGAGCGAGCUAGUCGAAUCUGAAGAUGAACAGCCGGCUGCACAGCCUUCCACCCCUGUUCCUACUCGCCAGAGCUCGCGAAACCAAGACUCUGCCCCGAUGGAUACGAGCAAGGAUGUCACCAAAACCCCCGGAAGCAGCAGCAGCAAGAGUAGUUUGCAUCGCCAUUCUUCCAGCAGCAGCUCGCGUCACUCUCCAUCCUCGUCUUCUUCCUCGCGUCACUCUUCGUCGUCGUCGUCGUCAUCGUCAUCAUCUUCAUCCUCGGGAAGCUCGCGGAUUGAGUGGUCUCCGCUUCAGGGCGCAUUCCAGCCGGGCGCAACGCCCGUUGGGCUCAAACGCCGCUACAUGGCCUACAACGAAAUUGGCUACAUUACCAGCCGAAACGAGCACACACAGGCAGCCAUUGAUGUACACUUCCACGACGCCGCACUUCGACGCUCCAUCAAGCUGACCGAUCACUACAAUUUCACUCUUGCAUUUUUGAGCGAGCACGGCGUCGUGUUUGCCAGUGAAGCUGGUGCCGCUACCGCCAGUACGAUCUGCUACCGCAUGUUUGAGAGCUGGGCGCCAAACAGCGAGUGGAUGGUCUCGCUCCCCGACAACGAAUCGGCGCGAGCUGUUGCGGCCGAGCGUCGCUUUGUGGCUGUCGCAACCGAUCGUAACCAGCUGCGUCUCUUCUCUGCCACAGGUGUGCCCUCCGGCGUGCUUUGCCUUGAUGGCCCGGUUGUGACCAUGACGGCGCGAGGCGAUUGCUUGUUUGUUGUCUACCACGGCGAGCAGGCGGCGCUGCGCCAUGAGCAGCCCAUGAAAUACCUGCUCUUGGACGUGCACCGACAGGAGCGCAUUGCUCAUGGGCACCUGCCGUUGAGCAACGCGAGCCAGGCGGCUGCGAGUGCCGCUGCGACGGCUGCGCUCAAUGUGACCAACACUGGCAUGGCGACUGCUGCAGCCAGUGCCGCCACUCCUGCAACUCCCUCCUCCUCGUCGUCGGCAUCUUUCACCGCAUCCUCUUCCACCACCUCCACUCCCUCGGGCGUAUCGCUCGUGUGGGUUGGAUUCACGGCGGCUGGCGUUCCAGCAACCUGCGACUCGUUGGGCAUUGUCCGCGUGCUGUCGGUUGCCAACUUUGGUAGCAUUUGGAUGGUGCUGACAGACCUUGCCAGCGCCCGGAAGAACGCUCCGGACUGGCUCUGGCCGAUUGCCAUCAGUGACGCGCAAGUUCGCGUGCUCCUUUGCAAAGGCGGUGAGCGCUACCCUGUUGUCGGUGGCAUGGCGGAUGCUGUGCAGUCGCUCGUCCCGAUCGUCAUGCCCGUCAACGGAGGAGCCACCAUGGAGGAGAAGAGCGUGCGUGGUCAACUGUGGUUUGACAAUCGCGAGUGGCUGGCUUCGCACGACUAUGAGGCGCACAAGGAUCGUGAAGCACACGCCAACGAGCUUGAUCGCCAUCUCUUCCCGAUGAUUGCUGCCGCCAUCUCGAGCUCUCGCCAUAUGCGCGCUCUCGAACUGUGCUGCCGUCUGCGAACUGUGGACAGCAUCGACCGUAUGAUUCAGUAUGCAUACAAGAGCAACGCUCCUACGCUUGUGGAUCGAAUGCAGCUUGUCCGUGAGACGCUCCUGGAAGCCGAGGCUGCCGAAGAAGAGGGUGACGAGGCCGAGCUGGAAGACGAAGAAGAGGCUGUGGAAUACGUGGAGGAGACUCAACAGUCAAAUUCGCGCGCGGCACAUGACUCGUUCGGCUUUUCCUUCAAUGACGACUCGUUGUCGCAUGCAGCACCGACCUCGGCGAUGAUGACGACACCGCGGCAACCUGCGCGCACGAUUGUCACUCCCUCGAGCUACGCCACUCCAACCACCACCCCCAAAUCAACGUUUGCCAAAAUGAGCGAAUCAGCCAGCAUCGGCUCUCCGACCAUGUCCGGCGGUCAAAAGCGACUUGCAUCGGCCAUGGACGGCGAUGACUCGAUGGACUCGUUUUCAGCGACGAAAAAGCGCGCAAGCCUGACCGAAUCGUCGAGCUCAACCCCUUUUGAAAAGUCAAAGUCCAAGCCCGCCAUCACUUCGCCCGUCUCCAGCGAUGACCAUUCUGAUGAGGAUGCUCCCAAAACAAAGCGAGUGAAUCCAUUCGCCAAGAAGGCUGCCACGGCUGCUCCUGCAGCAAAUGCUACUCCGGCCGCGAAAGCCAUGUCGUUCUUUGACAGCGUACGGGCUACGCCCAAGCCGACCCCGGCGUUCUAGUUCCAGUUGUUAUUGAUUUUUCAGUGUUUUUUUUUUCCAUCCAAGUUGUGUGAAUGGUGUUGCGUGUGUGCGUUGAUGCUAUUGCUGUUAAAGAUCUAG